GCUGCUGGGAACGUGCUGGUUUCCAGCUCUGGUGAUGGAAUAAUGGGCUGUGCUCCCGAUCUCCUGUCAUCUGUCCUCCCCUGGCACUUGUGAAAUGUGCCCCAGAGCUUGGGAGGGUGCCAUUCCUGCCCUUUAUCCCCAUCCUCAGAGCCCUUCGGUGCAUUUGGGAUCUGCAGGCAUUGUCCUGAGGCACAGCAGAACUGUCACAGAGUUAUCUCAGCCGAAGGCUCGGGUUCAGCAGGAGCUGUCUGGCUGGGGAAUUGGCAGAGAGGAGUUCAUUUCUGUGCUGCACAUGGCAGUGCCUGCUGCACGCCAGGACAGCUUGAACUGAUGUGCCCAGCACCACCCAUGGACUGUGGGAUGGGGCUCGGGGCUCUCUGCAGGUGGAAUAAAUCCUUGUUUUGUGUCUGGGACUGCUGAGUCCACGGGGCAGAUUCAUCUGGCACGUGGGCUGUCCAUGAAGGAGGUGGGUGACGGGCUGCACGAGCAGAUGAACUGCAUGAUGGGCGCCCUGCAGGAGCUGAAGCUGCUGCAGGUGCAGACGGCCCUGGAGCACCUGGAGCUCUCGGAGCAGCGCCACUGCUGCAGGAGCAGCACGGGGACGGGGCUGGGGGACACCCAGGGACGCUGCCCCCCGUCCCUGGCGUGUCCUGUGCCACAGCCAGCCAGCCUGUGCCAGCCUGCCGCGUCCCCAGAGAGCCACCAGCCCCGGGACAGCCCCUGCUCCUCGCAGAGCCUCUGCAGGGACGGCGUGCGCCCCCCGAAAGGACCCUCCCCAGUGCCCCGGGCACCGGAGCCAGGCCAGGGCACGGCUGGGGCGUGGGCACCGUGCCAGGAGUGCCCGGGCUGCGACGAUGGCCACGACUGGACCUCGUCCCUGAUGUCGCAGAGCAGGAACCGGCAGCCGCUGGUGCUGGGCGACAACAUCUUCGCAGACCUGGUGGGCAACUGGCUGGACCUGCCCGAGCUGGACAAGAAGGGCGACAAGGGCGAGGCCUCCCUGUCCCUGAGCAGGUCCCAGGAGCUCUGCAGGAAGUUCUCCCUCACCACCAACAUCUUCAAGAAGUUCCUGCGCAGCGUGCGGCCGGACCGCGACAGGCUGCUCAAGGAGAAGCCUUGCUGGCUCCCUCCCGAGGACAAACAGCCCCACAUCUCCAAGAGGUCCAAAAAGAUCAGCAAACUCAAGGGCACGUUUUACCUGCCCCUGCACGGGAACCUGCAGAGCCACCACAGCAAGGCAGAGAGGUGCCCAAGGGCAGAGGGCCGUGGUGAGCUCCCCAAGGUGGGCACCAGGAAAGUGCCCGAGCCCAGAGACUACAGCCAGGCAGGGUUUGACAUCAACACGGCCGUGUGGGUGUGAGCCUGCUCUGCCCAGCCUCUCGCAGCUCUGCUCUGCCCAGCAUCUCCACACCCACCGCCAGCUGGAGGCCGCCCACCUGCGCAGGGACUCUGACAAGAGAGGAUCCUGCAGAAAUGCUGCACACGGAAUUUUCUGCACAACUCCAGCUCCAGGGACUGCCUGAGCAGCAGCUCCACCUGGGGAGACCUUUGGGGACCAAUAUUGGCAAAAGUAAUGCAGAUCUUUACCAGCUUUAGGGUGAGUGGUGCCACAGGUGAGCAGCUCCUGGUGCCAGGCCCAUUCCAUCAUCUCCAGCUCAAUGGUGCAGCACAAAAUCCACAGUGUGCAUGUGUGUGUAUGCGUGUGCAAAUAUAUAUAUAUAUAUAUAGUUUUGUUUAAAAAAUCUAUUCCUGCUUGUGUGCACUUGAAACUGGGUUACAAACCAGGCAUCCCAAGCCUUGUACCUGAAGCACUUGUUAUUUAAAUGGAAAGAAAUAUGUUUGAAUUUAUAAGACUUGAACAAUUGCUGAGUGGGGGCCAAACCCCCAGCUUUGGGGGAGUUUCCCUUUAAACUGUGUCCCUGGUGCCCUGCCAGCAUCUCUCCCUCCCCUGCCAGUCCAGCCAGGGGGCACAAGGCUCCUUACAGGGGGUUUGUGACCGGGGGUCUCGGUGGGUUUGCCCCUUCCCCUUGCCCCUGUGGAUUGUUGCAGGUACAGCACUGCUGAAGUUCAUGGUUGGAUUUUCUCCAGAUGCAAAGUUCAGUGCCCCAUCUCCUGUUGUGUUCCUGUUGCUGUUGUACAAACCCUGCUGUGACAGAACCAAGUUCUUCAGCGUCCGACUCUCUGAGAGUUCCAAUAAAGUGGGAUUGUCUCGCUCUGCUCUGGGA
Melospiza melodia melodia is the source of this 2225-nucleotide messenger RNA. RefSeq names its product inka box actin regulator 2 (gene INKA2). Gene Ontology annotation, molecular function: protein kinase binding; protein serine/threonine kinase inhibitor activity. Lineage: Eukaryota; Metazoa; Chordata; Aves; Passeriformes; Passerellidae. The transcript has 2 exons. The coding region runs from base 458 to 1360 and encodes 300 amino acids. The record is from RefSeq and is a predicted model, not a curated record. Gene Ontology annotation, cellular component: nucleus.